Messenger RNA from Xyrauchen texanus (razorback sucker), 5100 nucleotides. RefSeq names its product GATA-binding factor 2-like. NCBI's taxonomy places the organism in Eukaryota, Metazoa, Chordata, Actinopteri, Cypriniformes, Catostomidae. The record is from RefSeq and is a predicted model, not a curated record. The transcript is spliced from 6 exons. Gene Ontology annotation, molecular function: RNA polymerase II cis-regulatory region sequence-specific DNA binding; zinc ion binding; DNA-binding transcription factor activity, RNA polymerase II-specific. Bases 533 to 1915 code for a protein of 460 amino acids. Gene Ontology annotation, biological process: positive regulation of angiogenesis; positive regulation of transcription by RNA polymerase II; negative regulation of transcription by RNA polymerase II. Gene Ontology annotation, cellular component: nucleus.
ACGAGGUGUCAGACACUACACCACAUUGCAAGUCACUGAGGACAGAUCAUCAGCAAAAGCUUUCUGGAAAGGGCGCUGACUGUCUGGGAAGUUUGGCAUUCCCAGCUACAUGAGCGGAUUUUGAGAGGAGGCGACGACUGUGCCUGAGGCUUCAGUGCUUUGCAAAGCACAACGAAUCACCUCUACUCUUCCCUGUAAGACGGUGUGCCACAACGGAAUUGGCCCGAGGACACUUUUCUUUUUGGUGAAAAUGACAGGAGGAGAGAGCCUAAUCAUAAACACUGGUGUUCCUGAGGAUUGUUGAAAGAAAAGAAGAAGGACCUCUGUGCAGAAAGUGAAUAGGGCAUCACCAACAUAAGCACAUUUAUGUAUUUAUUUUAAUUUUAAUUUUAUUUUUUGCAGUAGGCUAACUACAAAUAUUUUGACCUAUACUGGGCCAUAUCGGUCUUUCGGGCUCUAUUUAGUGUCCAAUAGGUUUUUAAUAGGCAUCUAGCCAACUUUUCGAACUUUUCGAAGCACGGAUCCUUUAGACAUGGAGGUUGCGGCCGAUCAGUCUCGAUGGAUGGCCCAUCAUCAUGCGGUACUCAACGGCCAGCACCCCGAGUCUCAUCACCACGGGCUUACACACAAUUACAUAGAGCCGAUGGCGCCUCUUCUGCCCCCGGAUGAGGUGGAUGUGUUCUUGAAUCACUUGGACUCGCAGGGCAACCCCUACUACCCCAACUCUCGGGCCAGAGUCUCUUACGGACAAGCGCACGCACGUCUCACGGGAAGUCAGGUCUGCCGACCACACCUCAUACACAGUCCCGGGAUUCCCUGGCUGGACAGCGGCAAGGCAGCGCUCUCCGCCGCUCACCACAACGCCUGGGCGGUCAGUCACUUCAGCAAGCCCGGCCUACACCACGCCAGCGCCGUUUACCCGUGCAGCAGCAGCUCCAGCACCGCUCCCGUCUCCUCCCUCACAUCCGUAACCCACUCCAGCCCGCAUCCACUCUACAAUUUCCCCCCAACCCCUCCAAAAGACGUUUCACCGGACCCCGGUCCUUCUUCCCCGACCUCCACCAUUACAAGAAUGGACGAAAAGGAGUCCAUUAAGUACCAUGUGUCAAUAACUGAUGGGAUGAAAAUUGAGGGAUGCAGUCCUCUUCGGGGAAGCCUCGCUAUGAGCGCACAGACACCGUCCACGCAUCAUCCCAUCCCAACCUACCCGACAUACUCUCUCCCCACUCCUCACGAGUACGGCGGCGGUCUGUUUCACCCGGGUACUCUGCUUAGUGGAUCCGCGUCCGGUUUCACACCUAAAUGUAAAAGCAAGACGCGAUCGUGCUCAGAAUUCUGCACAGAGGGGCGUGAGUGUGUGAACUGCGGAGCCACCUCCACCCCGCUGUGGCGGCGGGACGGAACGGGCCACUACCUCUGCAACGCGUGCGGCUUGUAUCACAAGAUGAACGGCCAGAACAGACCCCUUAUCAAGCCCAAGCGCAGACUGUCUGCUGCAAGACGAGCUGGCACCUGCUGCGCGAACUGCCAGACAACCACGACCACUCUGUGGCGGCGCAACGGGAACGGUGACCCGGUGUGCAACGCCUGCGGGCUCUACUACAAACUCCACAACGUCAACAGGCCACUGACCAUGAAAAAAGAGGGCAUCCAAACACGCAACCGUAAGAUGUCCAGCAAAUCCAAGAGGGGUAAGCGAUCCGGCGAGGGUUUCGAAGAGCUCUCCAAGUGCAUGCAAGACAAGACCUCUCCAUUUGGCAGUGCCAGUGCUCUGGCAAGCCACAUGCCACAUAUGGGCCACCUGCCACCUUUCAGCCAUUCCGGACACAUGCUGCCCACACCGACUCCCAUUCACCCAACAUUCAGUCACCCUCACCAUUCCACCCGCUCCCCUGCCUGGGCCGAACCUCACUGAAGUCCCACGUUCUCACAGCAUCCCCUCUACAGAGGCCUUACAUUAGCUUCUCCAUAUCAAACAUCUCCAUGCACCCCCUCUCCUCCCGUCAAGAAAUCUUUCACAGGCGAGGGAUGCGAAGGGGUUUGCAUUGGGUUAGUUCCUGGUUGGACACUUCUGAGAAAGGUGUCAUCAUAUCAACGACCAUGUCAACUUGUAUAGAGGUCGGUUUGUCGCAUUUAAAAGCAUCUCUUCUUCUAACUGCUCACUAGAUGCUGAGGAUGCUCACAGAUGGAGAGAGAGAGAGAGAGAGAGAGAGAGAGAGAGAGAGCUUUGUUUACUUUUAGCUUCUCGAUACGUUUUACUGAGUCACUUUGGUACUGUUCUGAAAGAGAAGAUGUGUCUUUGCAGAAUCACUGUGUGGCAAUUGCAUUGAGGACAGUCACUUCUGAACAUUGGCUCUCUACGAGGACUCACUCUCACUCUCUGCAUACACGAAGAGUCAAAGAGAGAGAUUGACAGAAAAGAGAGACCAUUAACUUUAUCCCCCUAACAUGCUGGAAUACACCCCCUUGGGCAUGACUCCCUCUGAAUGGACUCUAUGGAUACGACAUAAAAACAAACAAAUGUUUAUAAAGGUUAAUUGUUAUUAUCGUUAUUGUUAUAAUUGUUAUUAUGAUAAUUUAUUUUCACUCUUUAUCUCUUUUUUCACUUUCCUCAGAACGCAUUGUUAUAUUAUAAAUAUUAUUUGAUUGUUAUUGAUGAAUAAAUAACACUGACCUAUCCUAGCCAAGGCAGUGUUGCUGAGCUGUACAUUUUUAUCAUUUUCCAUUACACAAAUAAAGUAAAUGAAGUUUUAAUACUUUAUAUUUUCCCCUUUAUGUUUUUGUGUACUUCCUUGCUAAUGUCAUGUGAAUGCAUAUUUGUAUUAUCAGUAGCUAUUCACUUAAACAGAGACGUUUCUGUGGUUACAGACCAGUUUCAUCAUAUAUGUUUCCAACUCCAGGGCAUCAUGUUUCCCUGCAGUCACUGUACUUUAAUAUGAGAAACACACACAAAUGCCAAAACAUGCACGAGGCCAAACACAAACACACCCAAGCACUCAGAUACGCUGCUGUUCCAUAUACUAAGUGUCAAAAAGAAUUUCAUCUAGACAUUGUUGAGCUGUUAAAUGUAAGCAAUAUCAGAUGCACACGCUAAGUGCCCAAAGGGUAGUAUGAAUGGGAUUGCUCCCAUUGCUACAACUGCAGCUGGUGAAGAAGUAGACUUCUGUAGCAUAUAAGCCCCUGGGGUGCUUCGAUCUGACCCAGACAACGGGCUCCAAACAUUGGUUGAGUAGGGGGUUCCAACUUCAAAUAAAUAAUAGCAUACACAGGGACAUACACUGUGCAGUAUAUCGUUAGAUAUUGUCCUUGCGUCCUCCUUUUCAUCUGACCUACUCAACCUCCUUCUUUUUGCUUGUCCUUCUGGAGCCAAAGAAAAGGCAAGUAAAAGGACAGUGGAGUUUUUUGGUGGGAGAAAGAAAUAGAGAGAAAAAAUAGAGAGGGAGAGGAGGAAGGAAAGGCAAUCAAUCCAGUCCAUGAACAAACACGUGGGGGGCAGUUUGGAGCCUUCUCCCACAGAUGUGCUUGCAGCUGAGGGUUGCAGGAAACAGCUCUUAACCCAGUCUCAUUUUCAAGCUAUUUAACCCAAUCGAGUGACUGAGGAAACCAUCAGCCUAGCCAGCAGUUAAUGAGAGAGACCUAACAACAGUGCAGCCCAUGCUGAGGAGGGCCGAGUUCAGGUCAACAAUGACUCAUGCACAAGUGCAGAUGCCCAUCCCCCAUCCAAACAAUUACACACCCCUAUUCUAUUCUAUUCUAUUCACUUAAAGUUUUUAUUGUAAUGUCUAAAUUGACCCUAUUGACUUUAUUACUAAACAUUUCUAACAUUACUCCAAUUAAUUUUUGUUUUUGUUCUGCCCUAAACAGUGGCCUAAAGGUUUUUUGACUGUCCAGUCAAAUUAAUCAAUUAUCAAACCACCAGUCACAGGACAGAUCAUAGUUAUAGUUACAGUAUAUGGUUUUGACCAAAUUUGUAAUUACUGAUUUUCGGUUAAUUACUUUAUUUUUUGGCUGACAUCACCAAGCCCUCUUACUGGUGUAACUUACCAACUGGCUUCAUUCUGGUUUGUAAUGCCCAUCUUUUACAAUCCAAUCACCCCCCUCCCCCCAGGUUACCAUUGCUCAUCCUUACAAGCUUUGCAGAACUUCCCAUAGGAGAGAAUGGGAGAUUUCUGUAAACUGCACGUUGUGAAGGAAAUUGUUAAAUUACACAGUAAUGUGAAUGAAAACUGUGAAGACUGAAUCAGAAUUGAGGCAAAUGUUGAGCACAAUCGCUUUAAAAGAGAAAAGAGACAUUUGAUAGCAAUUACACACCUGAUAACAUUAGUGUAAAUGUUCAACUUCAUUUUGACACUAAGCCUCCUUCUAUAUCGGACUAUCUAUCAUAAGAUAGUUAAAAUUGUGUAAGCCUACUUGUUUCAAAGGCCUGUUAAAGAAACUUUAAUAAAACUGUAUAGGCUGAUCAGAUGACAAGAAAAUCUGUAAUUGGUUUAAACUGUAAAAAUCAUAAUUGGAGCAUCCCUAGUCCUCUCUACAAUUUUCAUCAGAAUAACAGUGGUAAAUAACAAAACAAAAAGGCUAUUUAUUUAGAAACCUGACAAAAACAAUUUGAGGAGUGAACAGAUGAUCACUCAUAAGUCUUUAAUUAAAACUGAAAUAUUGUGUACAGAACAAAAAGCCUCACUGAUGCUAGAUCUGUGUAGUAAUAGUCCAUGACUGUAACUGUUCAGCUGCAUUCCUGCUGUGUGCUUGCCAGUUAUAGAUGCCACUGGGCUUUUCUUUUUCUGUGUGUGGAGGUAUUUGUGUGUGUGUUGUUCUCUUUGGCCAGGCUCCCAGUACAUUUAACGUCCAACGGACUCAAAAAGGGCCCUCCUGAGGGAACGAGCUGUCUUCCCCAAAAUAAUAAUGGGAUCAGUCUGCGUCAGAGAGAUGGGAGAGGGAAAAAGAGAUGCUUUAUUCAAUGUGGAGGUUUAGGCACCGUGACAUGCUCGCGUGGUUCCGCGUGUGUCCUUGUCCUUUCCAUCCUUGUGUGUUUGUAUAUGGUGUAAGGGGUCUGUUCUUAUGUGUGCUUACUAAAUACUGAACAAACAUUUUUUGUCAACU